This is a messenger RNA of Neolamprologus brichardi, 2139 nucleotides long. RefSeq names its product sorting nexin family member 30 (gene snx30). The record is from RefSeq and is a predicted model, not a curated record. Gene Ontology annotation, cellular component: phagophore assembly site; early endosome. Gene Ontology annotation, molecular function: phosphatidylinositol binding. Gene Ontology annotation, biological process: reticulophagy; protein transport; autophagy of mitochondrion. NCBI's taxonomy places the organism in Eukaryota, Metazoa, Chordata, Actinopteri, Cichliformes, Cichlidae.
UGACAGUUGUGGUCAAGCAACCAGUGAAACAUCUCAGCUGAAGAGACCCUGAACGGAGGAGGGGAGGGGAAAGCCUCUUUUUUGUCUCCAGAACCGUAACGGCCGCGGAGAAACGGACAGCCGUUACCUCCUCAGAUACCCGGCCACGUCUUCCCGCCUUCCACGCAAUGAGUAUCAGCGCUCCGAGAGGCCUGGCCAGCUCGGGGCAAAAGCCCAUCACGGAGAUUCUCCACCCGCUGUCCGCCGCCGAGGAGCCGCUCUCCCCCGGGCCAGAUGUCACUGUCAGCGGUGGAAGGGAUAAGGAAGUGGGGCUGACCAACGGCACGCCGGUUGAGACGCCGAGUCCGGCUUCUGCGUCCGUGCUGUUCAACAGGCUGCAGCUGGACGAUGACUUGGACUCAGAUGCCCGGGACCCCUACGCCGACACAGAAACCCACGACCUUUUCGUCACUGUUGACGACCCAAAGAAACACGUCUCCACCAUGGAGACCUACAUCACUUACAGAGUCUCCACCAAGACAACACGGAUAGAGUUUGACCUGCCGGAGUACUCUGUUCGGCGGCGCUAUCAGGACUUUGACUGGCUGAGGACCAAGCUGGAGGACAGCCAGCCGACCCACCUCAUCCCACCGUUGCCAGAGAAGUUUGUGAUGAAGGGCGUGGUCGAUCGUUUUUCCGAGGAGUUUGUGGAGACGAGGAUGAAGGCCCUGGACAAGUUCCUGAAACGAGUUGCAGACCACCCCGUCCUCUCCUUCAACCCUCAUCUAAAUGCUUUCCUGUCUGCCAAGGACCUCAACAAACGUCAGGGUCUGGCCCUGCUAUCCAAAGUGGGUGAGUCUGUGAAGAACGUGGCUGGAGGCUACAAGCUGCGAGUGCGACCUCCUGAGUUCUGUGCCAUGGGAGAAUACCUGGACACCUUUAACCAGAAACUGGGAACCAUCGACCGGAUCGCUCAGAGGAUCCUCAAAGAGCAAUCAGAGUAUCUAACUGAGCUACGCGAGUAUGGUACAGUCUAUGCCAGUUGGGCGGGGUCAGAGGAGGAGCUGCAGCGCCCUCUGGAGGGCGUGGCUGGCUGUGUGACGACGUGCUGCGGAGCGCUGGAGGACAUGAGCGAGAACAUGGGCCAGGAGUUUCUACCCGUGCUCAGAGAAUACAUUCUCUACAUCGAAUCAAUGAAGAAUGUUUUAAGGAAGCGAGACCAGAGCCAAGCGGAGUAUGAAGGCCGUCUAGAAGCAGCCGUAUUGCGCAAACAAGAGGACAGAACGCCCAUACCAGCGGAGGUAGAGAAAUGCCAGGACAAAAUGGAGUGUUUCAACGCUGACCUGAAGGCAGACUGGGAGCGCUGGCAGAGCAACAAGAGACAAGACUUCAAGCAGCUUCUCACCGGCAUGGCCGACAAAAACGUCACCCAUUAUGAAAAGUGCCAGGCAGCGUGGGAGUCGCUCAUAACUCUCCUCCAGGACAAACAGACUGAAGACAAAACGAGUGAGACGAACUGAAACAUCUCUCUAUCUCUUUCUCUCCGUCUCUCCACACACACUCUCUCGUUCAUGCCACGGAAAAAGACCAACAGGGCAGCAGGUUUACCUGCUGGACUCGGGGCCCCUGUUCUCCUGUGAGAUGAUUGUAUGAGGGGAGUCGUCUCCCUCUAAGAUUUUGGUCCGCUAAGGAGGAAACAUACGGUGCAUUCGAGGACAGCUAGGAAAAGAGGAGAAACCUACUAUGUAUAGUUUUUGCUUCUUUUUUUGACUUUUUCUACUUCAUAUUUCGAGUUAACAGUCGGUUGCCAAUGCUGCUUUGUAUUUAUUUAACCGCAGUCUCUUACUCAACGCUCUCCCAUUUUCAUACUGAGAAAACUGUUCAUGAAGGUGUUGCUGCUGUGUGGGUCUAUGAAGUAUCUUAGGUUUGUUUCAGAUGUGUUCAAAACAUCCUCAAGAUGUUUUCUUUUUUCUUUGUCCUGCCAGGUUGUAAAAGCCUCUGGGAAAUACAACAGUGAAUGAACAGGAAAUUAUGUCUUGUACUCAAAGCACCACACCUGUUGUUUUUUUGUUUUGUUUUUUUUACUCUAUACUUUUACCAAAGGUCACAAACUUCACCCCUGUCUUUCCUGCACCUGUUAUUAAAAAUAACCCACAAAAA